Messenger RNA from Anthostomella pinea, 480 nucleotides. The record is from the annotation of a GenBank genome assembly. NCBI's taxonomy places the organism in Eukaryota, Fungi, Ascomycota, Sordariomycetes, Xylariales, Xylariaceae.
AUGGUGGAGAACGGACGGAGGAAGACGCCGCUCCGGGCCCGAGACCUGCGGCUGGCGAACUACAUGGCAUGGACGGGAAAUAGAAACGCGAAUGACCUAAAGGUCAUCUUCAACUACAAAGUUGAGGAACCAGGUGCUAGACAGGCAACCAAGGCAGCCUUGAAAGCUAGAGGCGGCUCUGGUACCCUUCACAGCCAGCCUUAUGCGGACGAUGAGGACUAUGAUGAGUAUCGGGACUAUAAUACUCAGGAGAUAACCGAAUUCAUACCGGGUGGGGUAGGGUGGGCUGAACUCAUGACAAACAACCGUCUUCUCGGGGGGUUCCAACAGUCGUUGAUAGACUACGCAGACAUAUACGAGGGCGCCAGUAUCCAAAAGGUCUAUACCGUCGUUUACAAAGGAGGCAGGCUAUAUGGGAGCCAUGUGGACAAGGAUGGAGAGGACUCUGAACUCAUGUUCGUGACCUACCUGAAACGAUGA